GCACAUGAGUUCAGCCACACCAUCAUCCACGGCCGCCCCAAGCCGGGCCAGCUAGUGGUGGGCGCGGGGCUAUCAGCUCUAGCCGGCUCACCUGGAGCAGCGGGAGGAGCGGCUGCUGGACAGGCACCCUUGGCGGCUGCGUUGCCGGGGCCGUCCAGGCUUGGAGCAGCAGCAGCUGCAGCAGCACCGUUGCAGCCGCCUCCAGCCGCCGGGGGGUCACCGGCCGCGCCGCCUCGGCCGCCCGCGGCAGCGGCAGCGACUCCGGGCGCUGCUGCCAGGGUUGGAUCAGCGGCGGCACAGGCGCCUGUACGGCAGAGCGCCGCGAGUCCCAACAUGAUGCCACGCAACGGGGCCGCCCUCGGUGCGGCCGGCGGGGGCUUGGCGGCAGGGCGAGCUGGCGCGGUGGCGCCGGGACGAGGGGCGGUGGCGCCGCCGGCGCUGGGCGGCGCUGGGGCAGCGGCGCUGAAACAGGCUCAGGAGGCGGCCAAGCCGCGUGAGGACGCGGUGAUGGCCCUUGCGCGAAAAGGCCAACCGCAGCAGCUGCAGCCACAGUCGCCAUACCAGCAACCACCUCAGCAGCGGCAGUGGUCCAGGCCCUUGUCGCCUUCGCGCCGUACAUCCAUGGCCCGGCAGCCGCCGUCCUCGCCUCCGCCUGCACCGGACCGACUGCCGCCGCUGUCACCCUCCUUGGCCAAACGCGCAGCCGAUGCGGAGGCCAAUGCCAAGCGGGAGCUGGAGCGCGCCAAGGCUCGGGAGAUGGCGGCGCUGGGGGCCCAGCGGGAGAUCGAGCGUCUACGGCUCGAGGAGCAGCGCAAGAAGCUGGAAGGGGAGAAGGCCCGGUUGGAAGCGGAGCGCAAGAAGCGCGAGAUGGCCAAGGUGGAAGAGGAGCGGCGGGCUAAGGCGGCUGAGGAGGCACGGGCGCGGCUCAAGGAGGAAGAGGCGCGGCGGCAGCGGGAGACGGAGGCUAAACGCAGAAAGGCGGAGGAGGAGGCUCGAAAGAAGGACGCGGAGCGAGCAGCGCGGGAGAAGGAGCGGGAGGACAUGCGCGCGAAAAUAGCUGCCCAGCGCAAGGAAUUCCAGGAUAGACAGGCGGAGGCAGCUCGGAACCGCGCGGCGGUGGAGCAACAGAUGGGCCGAGCCGCACAACCAGAGGAGGGGGGCAGGGGGAAUGGGGUGGCGGACGAGCCGGGGCCCUCGGGGGCCGGUCCAGGAGCAGGUGCUGGUGCUGGUGGCCGCCGCAACAACGAGGACUACUUGUCGGCGGAGCAGCGCCGGGCGGUGUGGGAGGAGCAGCGCGCGGCGGCGGAGCGGAACCGGCGUGCGGUGCAGCAGGCGGAGCGCCACGGCGGCAUAGCGGAGUUCCUCGGCGUGCCUAGGGACUCGGAUGACGGGUCCCGGGGGGUAAGGCCGGGGGGGGGCAGGCCGUCGCCCCCGCCGGCAGCCCGAGGGGGAGGAGGAGGAGGAGGAGGGGGUGCCGCUGGAUCGGACAUCUCCCCCGAUGUAAGGCGAGCCGCCUACCUAGAGAUGCGGGCGGCAGCAGAGCGCAACCGCGCGUCGGCGGAAAACUCGGAGCGAGGACGAGGCACUCCACCCGGGCAGCGGGCGGCAGGGGCCCCGGGGCGAGCACCUUCGCCGGCUGGGCAAGGUGCACCCGCCGCGGCCUCCCCCGUGUCGCGCCCCACCGACCCAUGGGCCGCGAAAAGGGCCCGGUUGGAGGAGGAGCGCCGGAAGCGAGAGCAGGAGAUCCUGGAGUUCCAGCGACAGCACUGGCAGGAGGUCCGCGAGGCCCGCGAGCGCAACAAGCGGCAGAUCAUGGCGGAGGUGCGCGGAGGAGCAGGAGGGGGAUCUCCGGCCGGGGAUGCCGCACAGGCUUCGCCGCCGGAUGGCCAAGCUCCGGCGGAUGCGGCGACCCCGUCUGCGGCAGCGGCUGGGGGACCUGCCGGCCGGGGCGGAGCAGCAGCAGCAGCGGCAGCGGUGGAGGACGAUGACGACGACAUGGAUUUCGCCGCCAUGGUCAAGGAUAUGCAAGAUGUGUUGAUGCAGGACGGCGCCAAUGCCGUGGAGGUCCGGGGGGGCUCUGGGGAGGGCGACGACGAGGAGGAUGACGAGAUUUACAACGACGAGAUGCACAACGCGGCUCUGUCGGGCCAGUUCAUGCUCAAUGGCCAAGUAAUUCAGCUGCCCGGGGUACGGGAGGGAGACAGCCUGGCGCUUAAGGUGGAGGCUCUGCGGGUGUUCUUGGAGCAAAACCUGGGCACGGAUGCCUUCCUCAAGGUGUACAGGAUGUUGGAGAGCCUGACUCCGCAGGACGACGAGGCGCAGGUGUCCGCCUUGUUCCUGGAGGUGCUGGGGCAGGAGAAGUUGCCAUACUUGCAACUGGUGCACCAGCUGAUUGUGUGCGAGGAAAACAUGCACAUGGAGGGCGCGUAG
Messenger RNA from Volvox carteri f. nagariensis, 2430 nucleotides. RefSeq lists its product as uncharacterized. The transcript has 18 exons. The annotation marks the transcript as partial. The record is from RefSeq and is a predicted model, not a curated record. Lineage: Eukaryota; Viridiplantae; Chlorophyta; Chlorophyceae; Chlamydomonadales; Volvocaceae.